Molecule: messenger RNA, 986 nt
Organism: Closterium sp. NIES-67
Lineage: Eukaryota; Viridiplantae; Streptophyta; Zygnematophyceae; Desmidiales; Closteriaceae
Source: the annotation of a GenBank genome assembly
GGUGUUCUAAAGGUUGGAUGUGUCUUCCGCUAAGAGAAAACUCUGCCGAAAUUUCGUGGACGCCGACACUUGUAAAAAUAUCGAGGGAGCUGAGUGUGGACAGCAAGGGGGAGCUGAAAUUCAUCAUUUCUCAAGGAGAAGAUGAAUGAGAGAGGAGGAGAUGCUAAUGGAAGAGGAGCUGUACCUGAGAAGACAAAAGAGCAAGGCCGAAGUGACCUUUGGACCAACCAGCUGUCGUGCUAAGCUUGGGAAGAAGGUGCUGUGGAGUCUGGAAGAGGAGACCAGCUGCAUCAAGGACGUGUGGCAGCUGCCCAUCAUCCCUUGGAAUGGGAAGACUCCAACAGCAGCAACGGCAGCAGCGGCAAAGGCAACAGCAGGAGGAGAUGCAACUGCACCAACUGAUGGGGAGAAAAGGGGGAAGUUGGAGGCUUCUGGAAGAUGGGGUGUGCACUUGGGGAUUGCAAAGGAGCACAAGGGCGCAGAGCAGAUGCUGGAGAUGCAGUUCAAGUGUUCCAAGAUGGGUGAGGUGAAGUACUACUUGGGGAUGCAUGUGGAGAGAGAUGUGGAGAAAGGUGUGCUGAGGUUGCACCAAAGGAAGUACUGUGAGGGGCUGGCUGAGAAGUAUGGGCUGCAAGAUGGGGGAAAGCCAGCAACACCACUGCCUUCGGGGUUUACUGUGGAGCCAUGUGCUGAUGAGGAGGUAGUGGUGGGAUUGGAGUACAGUGGAGUGAGGCAGCGGUUGCAGAGAGGUGCUACAGAUGUGAAGAGUGAUAAGGAGGUGCGGCUGGAGAUAGUGAAGACCCAUCAGCAGGCAGCAGAUAUUUUCACUAAGCGUUUGGCGGAGGCGGAUCAUUGGAAGGGCAUGAAGCUUGCUGGGAUGAGUGUGCAUUGAGUAUGCAUGCUUGAGAUAUGGUAUGGUGGAUGAUGGUUGGCAGCCAGAGGGGGAGAUUGUUGUGUGAUGUCAUCAUAUGCUAUCACAUCCUGUC